Molecule: messenger RNA, 760 nt
Organism: Ipomoea triloba (trilobed morning glory)
Lineage: Eukaryota; Viridiplantae; Streptophyta; Magnoliopsida; Solanales; Convolvulaceae
Product: copper transporter 2
Exons: 1
Coding region: 207-626 (139 amino acids)
Biological process (GO): copper ion transmembrane transport; intracellular copper ion homeostasis
Cellular component (GO): plasma membrane
Molecular function (GO): copper ion transmembrane transporter activity
Source: RefSeq, a predicted model, not a curated record
GCGAACUAGUGAUGCCGCAAUAUUCCCUUCUGACUAAAGAGAAAGAAAAAAGAAAAAUGCCUUCUGUACCUCUUUCACUCGGCACAUGGAAUCUCCAUUUUCGGUCUCCCCUUCCAUUCUCUUCCCCUUUACACUUUCACACUCCCUCCUUAAACCCUUUUCUCCUCCCCCACAUUCCCAUUCCCCAAACUCCCUCGCUUCUUUGAAUGGACCCUUCCUAUCUCCUCCCAAUCCACCACAACUCCAACGCGCCGCCGCCGCCGACGACGGGGCACUCGAAAUCGCUGUUCUGGCACCACUCUUUCUACUGGGGAAAAAACGUUGAGUUUCUCUUCCCGGGUUGGCCCGGCCGGAGCUCCGGGAUGUACGCUCUGAGCUUGAUUGUGGUUUUUGUGCUGGCGGUUAUGGUGGAGUUUCUGUCCAAUCUCAACUUGGUUAAACCCGGAUCCAACCGGGUGGCGGCGGUGGCCUUCCAGUCCGGGAUUCACGCGAUUCGCGCCGGAUUUGCGUACAUGGUGAUGCUGGCGGUUAUGUCGUACAACGGUGGCGUUUUUAUCACGGCGGCCGUGGGGCAUGCCGUUGGGUAUGUCGUUUUCGGAAGCCCACUCUUCAAAAAGGCGCCCUAAAGAUUCGGAGUUGUCGUUUGGUUAAUGGGCUUCUGGGUUUCUGAUUGGGCUGCAAGUGUGCAAUGAAAUAAAUUAAUUAAUCUUUUAUUUUGGGUUGUGUUUUGCGAAAUUAUAUGAAAAUUUGUUCAUUUUAA